CCAGUUUCUGGGGAAGUCGUUCAGCGGUUCUUCGCUGCGAUCAAUACCUGCCGUUAAUCUAAGACCCAGGGUCAAGGCGACCUAAUGCUGCCAAAAUGGCGGCACGAGAGCGAGGCGUGUGCACACGACGAGCCAGUUUCAAUGAAAGAGAGGUCAUGAGAGGAUGCUUGUCAAAGUGAUCAGGAGAAACUGAUGCCCAGUCACUUUAGGGGGGACCCUGUGUAUGAGUGCACACAUUCUACUGGACAACAUGGGUCAGUCUUCCGGAAAACGUCCUUCCACAGAUCCAGGUGAAAAUGGAAGCGCAAACCUCCUUCCUACCACCCCUACCUCCCCCACUACUCCAGCAACACCCGGUGUUACGGACCACCUACAACCAACACAGGACCACCCACAGGUGUAUCGGUCCCGAUGGCUGAUGUUAGCGCUGUUUAGUAUCUACAGCUUCAGUAGCGCCUUUCAGUGGAUCCACAUCAACAUCAUCGCUAACGUCAUUCUCCGCUUCUACAACGAGAGCCUCCCCGAGGACGCCUUCCAGAGGGAAACUGCCAUUGACUGGUUGUCGAUGUUGUACAUGCUGGCGUACAUUGUUUUAGUCAUCCCGGCGACGUGGGUACUAGACAAGAAGGGUCUACGUAUCUGCCAUAUUCUUGGGUCUCUUCUGAACGCCAUAGGGGCCUGGAUUAAAUGCGCCAGUGUGAGUGGGGACAGAUUUGCGGUGCUUAUGUUUGCCCAGACAAUAUGUGCUUGUGCUCAAAUGUGGGUCAUAGGAAUCCCUGCACGGUUAGCCGCUGUGUGGUUCGGGCCCAACGAAGUGUCCACAGCAACCUCUAUAGGUGUAUUUGGUAACCAGGUGGGUGUGGCAGCUGGAUUCCUCUUACCCCCAGAAAUAGUCCCCAACUCCGCCAGUCUAGACGAUGUAGGUAGAAACCUCAGUAUAAUGUUCUAUGGGACGGCCGCCUUCACCACGCUGCUCUUCUUGGCCAUAGUUGUAGUACUGAAGGAUGCGCCUCCCAAGCCUCCCAGUCGGGCUCAGAUGCUGGCUGUGGAAGCUUCUAAAAACGAGGACUACCUGUCAUCCCUGUUCAGACUGCUCAAGAACCCGGGAUUCAUCAUCCUUACAAUAUCCUACGGAAUCAAUACUGGGUCUUACUAUGCUAUAUCAACGCUGCUUAACGCUGUAGUCCUAAACUAUUAUGAGGGUCAGGAACAAAACGCUGGUCGUAUUGGUCUGACUAUCGUCCUGGCAGGGGUGCUGGGGUCAGUGGUGGCUGGAAUAUGGCUGGACAAGACGAAGACAUUCAAGGGCACCUCGCUCACAAUCUACAUCCUGUCAAUGGUGGGCAUGGUUGUGUUCACAUUCACCAUGAAUCUGGGGCACAUCUGGAUCGUAUUCCUAACAGGUGGAGCAUUAGGUUUUUUCAUGACGGGUUAUCUGCCAGUGGGCUUUGAGUUUGCGGCAGAAAUUACAUUUCCCGAAGGCGAAGGCACUUCUUCUGGUCUUCUCAAUGCAUCUGCUCAGUUUUUUGGCAUCAUCUUUACGAUCGGGAUGCGGGCGAUAAUGAACCGUCUUGGAGUGCUCGCUGGCAACCUUACGCUGGCUGUGGCUCUAUUGGUCGGCAGCAUCAUGACGGCAUUCAUCAAAGCGGACUACAGGCGACAGAAAGCUGAGAAGGAGUUUUUCGCCAAAUUGGACAACAUCGAGAUUGAAGUUCGAGAAACCAACGAAGAGAGGAACGCGGAGCUAGCACAUGAAAUCAUCUAGCCACCUUCAACACAGCGAGAACAACACAACAUUCAGAGUGUGCUAUCGAAAUCAAAAUGACAUUAAAUCGGAUAUGAUUCUGUCGGCUUGAAUUUUAUCCGAAAAUAUUAUAAUGGCCAGUAGAAAUGAUAUUGACCUUUGUGGGAAUUUUCUGACCUUCACUUGACUCCUUUUGCAUUCAGUUUCCAUUUUUGUGGAUUCAGAUUAAUGUUUGCCUUUACAGGUCGGCUCGUCUUUCCUAUAAUGUUCCUGGUGACCACGUGGUGUGCCUGUUAAAAGCGAGCGUGAUUUACAGACGUAUGUGUUUAUGAAGCUAAAACAAAAUCCGUAAAUCUCCGACACUCGGAUUUACUCGGUUUAGUCCGCCAGUUUGAUAAUACCUCUGGCAGAAGUGGCGAUCUUACAGUGAUGUUAUAUAAUCAGUCUCACGUGAGAUACCUCCGUUUGAAGUUCCUACCGUGACGAACUUUUAUAAAAAAAUAAUGUAUUCCAUGCAAGACGGAUAUGUGGUAUACACAUAUGCAUGAAGAAUUAAGAUGGACACUCUGGGCAAUUGCAUGUAGAUCGCAAUGACUGGCAAGCUGCGUUUAGUUAUAUGGUAUGCGCAUGCCUAAAUUUCAAUAUGGGUUCCAGCGAGUGGUGACAGAGAUAACCUAUGUGGGACUGAGGUGGGCUGAAUGCUGGCCAGUGUUUCACACACCUGUAAUGGAGAUCACAGUUAAAGAGCUCGUGGUUUUACAUGUUUAAAAGGAUACGAACGUGGCUCUUGAUUUCAUUCCGAAACAACUGAAAGACCUCAUUGUUUAAUUGCAUGACCUUUUUGUCCUUGCUCACGGUGAUGAAUUUCACUUGCAUUUAGCACCCCCGCAUGUGCGCGUGUCACGGAAUAAUGUUUGGUGAGUUCUGUGACAUGGUUCUUUAUGACGCCACUUAAUUCCAUCUCUGUUUAUAUCACAACCAUUUCAGUUCGCAGGACCAAUAUUGCUGACAAACGGCCUCGUUACACAACGUGAUCUCAGGGUUAGCAUAUUGUGUUGGCAUAUAGGCGUUACGACCGUCUUAACGAUAACAUGGCUUUGUGGAGCAGGGUCCUGUUAGCUGUCGUCGGGUAUAUGAGUGAGUGAGUGAGUGAUGUUUUACACUGCUUUUAGCAAUAUUUCAGCAAUAUCACGGCGAUAGACACCAGAAAUUGGGUUCACACAUUGUAUCCAAGUGUGGAAUCGAACUCGGAUCUUUGGCGAACGCCUCAACCACCAGGUUACCCCACCACCCCGUCAAAUAUCUGAAAUCCAAGAUAAUAUUUAUCUGAGAAAUCUUACUUAGAAUGUACUAUUUGAGUCUGUGUGUACGCGAAUCGAUUCAAAUGGAAUGUAACGGUAUUGUAACGGUAUUGUAACGGUAUUAUGUGGCUGAUGAAGUCUCAACAAUCGUUGAUAUCAAAGCGUGCCAAAGACUGCAAGAUGCCCAUAGCAUUGAAUACAGGGUAAUGAUUAUCAUUUUAUGACAUUUGUCAGAAUAAAAAGACUCAAUAAACUGCAGGGCCAAAGAAAUACGGUGACCCAUGACUAAAGAUUAAAUGAACCGGGCAUUUGAUGGUAAUGCAUUUGAUACGGGUGUCACUGUUGUGUUGAACCUUACGUGUGCAGUGGUGUGACGAUAACUUUCUGUCUUAUAACGUUUUGAUGACGUUUGUAUUGUCUUGUUAAUUUCAAGUUUUCUCUUGCCGCGCAGUUUAUAUGAGCUGAGGUGCUACAAUGCCAUGUGUGCAAAACACAUCAACAUUAAUUAAUAAUUUGGUAUUCUAUAAUAUUUGUUUAAAUUUUAGUUAAGGUUUCAGUAACAUGUAGCAUUUUGUCAACAGUUAUGUUCCAUUUCAAGUGCUUGCAGUGCUAGUUAGUCGGGAUAAAUCUGAGGAACCAAGGUAGCUCCGCUAGUCGCUGCCCAUCCGGAAUCUAAUCUCGAAAUUAAUUGCGUGACGGUUUCACAUAAAAGCAACGCGUUGCCGGUUGCGUUAGAGACGCUUCUUAUUUGAUUAUCAGUUAUUUAGUUGCAUGUUUUAUAUGCUCGUGGUCCCUGUGUUGUUCUCAUCAGGAAGUGUCAGCAUCAGAUCAGCGCUGUAGAUGCAAGUGUUUAGUGUAGUAUUACACAGUAUUACACACCGUGUGCUUGCUCAGCACAAAAUGGUUGUCAUGGCGAUUGGCUCCUUAUCUUAACCCGGUGGUGUGUAUUUUACUUUGUCCGUCUUUGGACCAAAGGUUCACGUGACAAAGUCACCUGACGCGGAUUAAUUCAUGACCAUAAGCCAAAAGAUAAAUGAGAAGUGAGGUAGCUGUACCCACGUAGCUAGUUCAGGCGUGCUGACAGUAUAUGUACAAUCUAAUGAUGAUGAUCUGAUGGAAUAUAAACGUUAUACACGUCAUAUGCGUCUUCAGUUCCCUGUACCUCCCGUGGACAGGCCUGGUUGGAUGUCAGUUGAAGUAGUCAUCGUUGUCUGUGUGACAACUGAAAAGUCGGAGUAUGACUGGCGUGUGCGACGUAUGGGACAGAACCUGGUACAAUGGUCAGACCGAGUCUCCAUUCAGCAAUCUGGAGUCUCCUGUAAUCUAUGAUUGAAGCGUUGUAAUGCUGGCGAGAGUACUCCGACUGAAAUAUUGAAACCAGUCACGUGGACGUACCAUAAACAUUUAUAUUUUCCUGGCAUAUCACGAUUUAGGUUCUUUUGAAAUUUGAGGUUGUUCAUUCUCUUUAGUGAAUCUUUUCUGUGAAGUUCGUCAUGAUGUCUAAUGAUAAUCGCGAUAGGCGUUUAAUGUUAGAUAUCGCUAAUAGCAGAUUUUGUGGAGAUACGGGUCAGGUCUCCCGUUGAUCUUGAACGCUGCUGUAAUCUUUCUAAGUCAGGACGACGGUCAAUGUUGUAUUUGCUGGUUUACAUAUAAUGUCAUUUAGAAUAACCCCUACACCAGCUCAACUCCAUAACUCUGUCAAAACGUCUCAUAACCUGGAUUCUGGGUUCGAAUCUCGGAUUCGGAAUUUAUCAUUCUUGGAUCUAUACCCGUUGGUUAUGGUUAAUUAACCACAUAUCGAUUUGUGUAAAGAAGUCCCAUUGAUAUCAUCGAUCGUUUAUUCCGAUUUGAACUAAUGCGCUAAAAAUCGCCGUCCAAUCAAAAACGUCUAAUGAGCGAAGGAAAUUUGGUGCUAACUCAGGGCUGAUUAACGUGCGACGUCACUUCCCAUAAAUAGGCUAAGAUGAUGAAUGGUUGAAGGAAAUUGAUCACACUUAUAGAAUGAAGAGACGGUAAUACCCUUAACAGGUUAAUUGUCCAAUAAUUUUAAACUCGUUUAACUCAUAAUUGAUUAUAAAGUUUAACACGUAAUAAUCUCAAGUUAGUGUUCAUAAGCAAACAUCUAAGCAGUGAUUUCAUUACGAGGCUAACAACGAGUAUAUUUACAAAUGAUUUGGGACUAUUGGGAGGUUGCAUCAAAUAUUUAAAUACAGUAGUUGUAACCUUUGUUCCAUUUAGGAUUUGAAUACAGUUAUCGUAUAGACAGGUUGAGGACAAUAUAUGUACUCACAUUUUGAUAGCGCAAAACACAAACACACUUGAAAGCUUACAGUAAGUUUUCUAACUAGUUUUGACAUUAAUAUAGGCCUUUGAAAAGGGAUUUUGUGUUUGAGACAAAAUAGUACCAUAUUUAUUUCAACUCAGGGCGAUUCGUCAGUUUUCCAAAGCAAUGUUUGACUUAUCCAUGCAUGAUUUAUAGAUACAUAUUUUAGUAAUGUACAUAUUUAUUUCAAAUGUAUUCGAGCUUCAAAGGAUGUGGCAAUAAUUAUUGCUGUCAAAAUCCAUAUCUAAUAAUGGGUAUUUUGCUUAUACUUGAACGUCUUCAUCGGCAUUUAUCUGUUUAUCUGCAUUUUUAUUGGGAAUAUUUUAUGUACAUAAACGUCAUAUAUGAA
Messenger RNA from Haliotis rubra (blacklip abalone), 5717 nucleotides. Its product is annotated as feline leukemia virus subgroup C receptor-related protein 2-like. The record is from RefSeq and is a predicted model, not a curated record. Gene Ontology annotation, molecular function: heme binding; heme transmembrane transporter activity. NCBI's taxonomy places the organism in Eukaryota, Metazoa, Mollusca, Gastropoda, Lepetellida, Haliotidae. Gene Ontology annotation, biological process: heme export; transmembrane transport. The transcript has 11 exons. The coding region runs from base 224 to 1765 and encodes 513 amino acids. Gene Ontology annotation, cellular component: membrane.